AUGCAAGUCCUCCUCCUCGGCGGCCACGGCAAAGUUGCCCUCCACCUAACCCCCCUCCUACUAAAUCGCGCCUGGAACGUCACCAGCGUGGUCCGGAACCCCGACCACGAGAAAGACAUUCUAGCCCUCGGCAACGGCCGCAAGGGUAAUCUCAAUGUGUUGAUCUCGAGUUUGGCUGAGAUUAAGAGUGCGGCCGAUGCUCAGAAGAUUCUUAACAAGGUGAUGCCUGAUUAUGUGGUUUGGUCUGCUGGCGCCGGCGGCAAAGGCGGCCCCAGCAACACAAUCGCCAUCGACCAAGAAGCCGCCAAACACUUCAUGACCGCCUCCUUCGCCUCAACCAGCGUCAGCAAAUUCCUAAUGAUCUCCUACCUAGGCAGCCGCAAGAACCAACCCCACUGGAUGCCCGACGACCAAUGGGCCGGGGUCGUCCGCACAAACACCGAAAUCCUGCCCACAUACGCCAAAGCCAAGCAAGAAGCCGACGAAUACAUGACGGCGCUGGCAUUCAUGCGCAAGCGUGAACCUGCCGCGACGCGUCCUUUCCAGGCUAUUAAUUUGCGGCCGGGCACUUUGACGGAUGAACCUGCUACGAGGAAGGUGGAGUUGGGUGUUACGGCUAAGGGACGCGGGAGCGUGACGAGGGAGGAUGUUGCGAUCGUGGCGGAUUUGGUGUUGGCGAGGGAUGAUGUUGAGGGGUGGAUUGAUCUUGUUAAUGGGGAGGAGGGGGUUGAGGAGGCUGUUGAGAGGGUUGCGAGGGAGAAGGUUGAUGCGGUUGAGGGGGAGGAUGUUGAGGGUAUGGUUAAGCGGUUUUUUUCUUGA
Penicillium subrubescens is the source of this 819-nucleotide messenger RNA. RefSeq lists its product as uncharacterized. NCBI's taxonomy places the organism in Eukaryota, Fungi, Ascomycota, Eurotiomycetes, Eurotiales, Aspergillaceae. The coding region runs from base 1 to 819 and encodes 272 amino acids. The transcript has 2 exons. The record is from RefSeq and is a predicted model, not a curated record.